Molecule: messenger RNA, 2551 nt
Organism: Lycium barbarum (goji berry)
Lineage: Eukaryota; Viridiplantae; Streptophyta; Magnoliopsida; Solanales; Solanaceae
Product: WRKY transcription factor 1-like
Exons: 5
Coding region: 423-2222 (599 amino acids)
Biological process (GO): regulation of DNA-templated transcription
Molecular function (GO): DNA-binding transcription factor activity; sequence-specific DNA binding
Source: RefSeq, a predicted model, not a curated record
UUUCUGGGUAGUUUCAUUUAAUGUUUUAGGAAAUUCAUGACAUUAUAGGGCUUAUGUUGUUAUAUUGUUUCUCUCUCUCUUUUUUUUUUUUGGCUAUGUUGGUGUUACUUCAUUUUCUUUUAACCACUUUUGGUGCUUUGUGAAAUUAGGUAGGAUGGAGGGUCUUGGGAAUAUUGUCUACUUUUGUCAUUUUUAUUUAUUUUUUGAUUCUGAAACAUAUGUAUUCACUAUUCAGCAUCUAAUUAGGAAUACAAGAAUCAUAAUUAGGUAAAAUUCUUCUACUUUAGAUAUGUUGAUAUUCCAUCAAGUUAAGUUAUUCAGCUUAUCAACCAUGCCUCAAUCCCAAACUAGUUGUGGUCGUUCUAUCAUCGUCGAUUUGGUGAUUGAUGAUGCUAACCACAAAAUACUAAAUCCCUGAUGAUAUGUUGGGUAUGUCCAAGGAUGAUAUGACAGAUGAAGUUUCCUCUGAAAAAUUACAGCAGAAACAGGACCCUUACACUGCCAUCAACAGAUCGGAGUCGAAAGAGAAAGGAAGCUGUGAAUCAAUGUCAGCUGAAGUUACAUCUGGUGAACUACAGAAGAGACUGAGCCCUGAUGCUUUGGUAAAUCCGCAAACUAAUCGAGAUGAAAGUGCACACCCUACAACAUGUCAAGAAGUAUCGGGUGAAGUCCAGCCAAGAAAGAGUGUCGUUGAAGGGAUUGAAAAAUUACAGCAGAAACAUGACCCUGACACUGGCAACAGUUUAGAGUCAAAAGAGAAAGGAAGCUGUGAAUCAAAGUCGGGUGAAGUUGUUUCUGAUGAACUUCAUAAGAGACUGAGCCCUGAUGCUUUGGCAAAGGUAUCACAAACGAAUCGAGAUGAAAGUGCACAUCCUACGACAUGUCAAGAAGUAUUGGGUGAAGUCCAGCCAAGGAAGAGUGUCGAUAAAGGGAUUGAUGUGUCACAAUCCAAUCAAGAAGAUAGUUCCCUUUCUAAUGUACCAGAGAAAGAUUCAGAAAAUGUGCAUCAGAAAAAGGGUCCCGAGAUUGAGGGUGGUGCAUCAGAAUCUGAACCAUGCAUAAAAUCUUGUAAAUCAGAUUCUCAUGUAAAAGAGGAAAACAUUUCCCUAGUACCUAGAAAGGCUUCAGAUUCUUCAAAACAAAUACAAAGUCAGAAAAUGGAAGAAGUUGUAUCUCAACCUCAUCAAGAACAAGCAACUUGUUCAACAAGGCGUGAGGAAGCUUUGUCUAAGUUGCAACCAAGGCGGAACCCUGAUACGAGUGUCCAGGAUUUGCCAUCUGAUCAAGGAGUCACUCCCUCCAGAGAACCUGAAAAACCAUCUAAGAAUUUGCCAUCUGAUCAAGGAGUCGCUCCCUUUGGAGAACCGGCAAAACCAUCUGAAGAUGGAUAUAACUGGCGAAAAUAUGGUCAGAAACUUGUUAGAGGAAAUGAGUUUACUCGGAGUUAUUACAAGUGCACACACCUUAAUUGUCUAGCAAAGAAGCAAGUGGAGAGAUCACAUGAUGGGCAUAUUACCAAUAUUCACUAUGUCACAAAGCAUGAACAUCCAAGACUACUAAAUAGUCCCCAUAUCUCCCCUGAAUUUGUAGUGCCUUCACAAAUGAAACAACCAGACAUGCCAACGGGAACACCACGUCAAGCUGAAGGUGAGAAAUCUAUUGCGCUUGAUCAAACAUGUCAAUCUAUCGAACAACCGGAGACAGCAGCUGUUCUAUCAGCUAGUGGUAGUGCACAAGAUACAGUCCCGAAGCCACUUAAAUCAGGAAAUGAGGUUGAUAAUAAUGGUGGUCCAGACUCAAAGAGACGGAAGAAAGAAGUACCGAGGAAUGAUGAAAUCACUCCACCUAUGAAGUCUCAUAGUGAACCACGGCACAUCGUUCAAACAAGGAGUGAAGUGGAUAUAGUCAAUGAUGGUUAUCGAUGGCGCAAAUACGGGCAAAAAUUUGUGAAAGGAAAUCCAAAUCCUAGAAGUUACUACCGAUGCUCGAGUGCUGGUUGCCCAGCAAAGAAGCAUGUGGAGAGGGCAUCACAUGAUCCAGAAGUAGUGGUUACAGCAUAUGAAGGGCAGCAUGACCAUGAUAUCCCACCUUCCAGAACUGUUACGCAAAAUUCAUCAGGGGCUGAUUCUAAUACAACCAGAAUAAGUGGAGAGUCCACAUCUCAAUCAGGUGAAAGCAAACAUGUUGGCCUUGACAGGGCUGUCCAUAUUGGUGCAAAUUGAGCAUAAUGCCAAAUAAUAAAAAUUCCAGAUUUAGAUAAUCCUACAUCAGCAAGUCCUCUAAUCUUAUCUUUUUCUUACUUAUUGUAAUUGGUCGAUUAUUCUCUAUUGCAGGAGAGAAGAAAGGAUAAAAUAUGUAUUAGGAACCGCUGAUUUAACCUCAUCAUUGGUGUGCAUUCCUAAAUUUUACUGUAUAAGUUGUGUUGUCAACAAACAUAAGAGAGUUCAGAUUUGAUCAUAUGUAUCUAAUUUGUUGCCAGUUGAUCAGGCUACUUUAGCUCCUUCAACUAAUUUUUAUACAUAAAUAAGAUGCUCAAAGAUAGUUUCUUCAA